GUGUAUGAGCCCAUUGACCUUUUGACAAACAACAGAUCUGGACGUGUGCGGAAAAAGCAUUGCAAGUUUUGGAUCAGCAAGCACAAAAGGAAGACCAAGCAUUUCUGUACUGAGAGAGACCCGAAGCAAUUAAUGUCAAAAGACAAGCGAAGCACCAUGGGCUCUAAUGGAGUGACCAACACAGACCCGGUCAUCCUGGCCACAGCUGGGUACGACCACACCAUCCGCUUCUGGCAGGCCCACAGCGGCAUCUGCCACCGCACCGUGCAGCAUCCAGAUUCUCAAGUCAACUCCCUGGAGAUCACACCUGACAGACAGAUGAUAGCAGCAGCAGGAUACCAACACAUCAGGAUGUAUGACCUGAACUCUAAUAACCCCAACCCAGUGGUGAACUAUGACGGCAUCAGUAAGAACGUGACGUCUGUCGGGUUCCACGAGGAUGGGAAGUGGAUGUACACAGGAGGGGAGGACAGCUGUGCCAGGAUCUGGGACCUCAGAUCACGAAACUUGCAGUGCCAAAGAAUAUUCCAAGUGAAUGCCCCCAUCAACUGUGUCACUCUACAUCCCAACCAGGGAGAGUUGAUAGUCGGAGACCAGACUGGUGCCAUCCAUGUGUGGGACCUCAAGACAGACCACAACGAACAGCUGAUCCCAGACCCUGAUGCAUCUAUCCAGUCAGUCAGUAUAGAUGCUGAUGCUUCAUACAUGGCUGCUGUCAAUAACAAGGGCAUGUGUUAUGUGUGGACCCUAUCAGGAGGAACAGGAGAAGAACACACCCAGCUUCUCCCUAAAACAAAAAUCCAGGCGCACAAGAGGUAUGCGCUCAAGUGCAAGUUCAGCCCAGACUCCACACUUCUGGCCACCACCUCAGCUGACCAAUCAGUAAACAUCUGGCGAACGACGGACUUCUCGCUGAAGUGUAACCUUGCGCUGAAGAACAGCACACUGACGGAGCAGGUGCAGAAACGCUGGGUGUGGGACUGUGCCUGGUCCAGCGACUCACAGUAUCUAGUCACAGCUUCGUCAGACAACAUGGCCCGUCUGUGGGCAGUGGAGCAGGGUGAGGUGAAGCGUGAGUACAGUGGACAUCAGAAGGCUGUUAUAUGUCUGGCAUUCAAUGACUGCCCACCAACUUAAGAAACUUCCAACUGCUGAUACAUAUUGUAUAUUAAGUAACAUCUGUAAAAUCUAGUAAUAACUGUCCUGUUUUAACCUCCAUUGGCAUUUAUCUGUUGAGUUACAUACAUCCUUUGCUUUUAAGAAAAGUGUGUUUGAGAGAUGUUUGGGGCAGCACCUCCAGGUAUGCACAGUUAAUAAUUAUGCAGGAGGAUGUUAUACAGGGGGAUGUUGCAUUAGAGAUCUCUUUAUAUGCAUUUUUUCAGGGUGGAAGAUACAUGUGACCUGUCAGAAUUAUAUAUAGAGAGAGGUAGGAAUCAACAGAUAUAUAGUUGUUUUGUUAUUUGUCUUUAAUUUCAAGUUAAGUCAGACUAGUUAUGUUCUGUUGUUUGGACUUAAGGCCCCCUUGAAAACCAGCUUGGUCAAAACUCAAUGCUUCAUCAAGGGUCAUCCAGUUACGUCUGAAAAUUCAAUUAUAGAUGAACAGAAGUGAACAAAUCAGGAUUCACUAAAGCUGACAGUUUGAACUGAAUACCUGUGGUGUGUCAGUGGUACCGUGAAUGCAUUUAAGUCUGCAGGAAUUUAAUUUCACAGUAGCAGGAAAAUAGUGUUCGUUCACAGGAGCGCCAUAUGCUGUAGUCACAUACAGUAAUGGAAAAAUGUUUCCGGUGGUUUUGAAUUCCCAGCGAAGCGGCCACAAAAAUUGCAAACAUAAAACCACUCCAAGAGUUUCAGAAUCUGCAUUUACAUAAUCUCUGGAUCAAUGUGAACUUCAAUGUGUCAGAUACUGUGUCAUUUUGUAACCAGAAUCAAUGAUGUUGCAAGCAUCAAAUAAAGCCUCUCAAAGCAUUA
Messenger RNA from Branchiostoma floridae (Florida lancelet), 1968 nucleotides. RefSeq names its product target of rapamycin complex subunit lst8-like. The coding region runs from base 133 to 1137 and encodes 334 amino acids. The transcript has 10 exons. The record is from RefSeq and is a predicted model, not a curated record. Gene Ontology annotation, biological process: regulation of actin cytoskeleton organization; TOR signaling. Gene Ontology annotation, cellular component: TORC2 complex; TORC1 complex. Lineage: Eukaryota; Metazoa; Chordata; Leptocardii; Amphioxiformes; Branchiostomatidae. Gene Ontology annotation, molecular function: protein binding.